GUUUGAAGGGCCUGCACAUGCGCAUGACGCCUUAACUCGAGCAGGUCUCUUUCUCCUCGAGUUGCUGUCCCUCGCCGCCUGUGUGGAGAGAAAAAAAAAAUAUUUUUAUACAUUUAAAACGUUUUUCCUUUUUGGAACUGAUCGGAUAUCUAAAACAUGCCGAAAAAUAAAGGUAAGGGAGGUAAGAACAGGAGACGUGGUAAGAAUGAGAACGAGUCGGAGAAGAGGGAGCUGGUGUUUAAAGAGGAUGGACAAGAGUAUGCCCAGGUGAUAAAAAUGCUGGGAAACGGCAGGUUGGAGGCCAUGUGUUUUGACGGCGUCAAGCGGCUUUGUCACAUCCGAGGAAAGCUCCGGAAAAAGGUUUGGAUCAACACAUCAGACAUUAUUCUCAUUGGCCUGAGGGAUUAUCAGGACACAAAAGCAGACGUAAUUCUGAAGUACAACGCUGACGAGGCUCGGAGCUUGAAGGCGUAUGGAGAGCUUCCAGAGCACGCCAAAAUCAACGAGACGGACACGUUCGGACCCGGAGACGACGACGAAAUCCAGUUCGACGAUAUUGGAGAUGACGACGAGGACAUUGAUGAUAUCUAACACGGAGCUGCUGCUGAGGAGGAAGUGGAUUUGUGUCCGCCAGCGGAGACGGGAUGCCCGAGUCUGACCCUCUAUUUCUCUUUCUCUCUCUCUCUCUCUCUCUCGGACCCCCAAGGCUCAGAUUUCGGGAUCCUGUUACUAAUUGACUGCAUCACUAUUUACAAUACAUUGUUAGUUUUUAAUGUAUUUAUAUUAAUUUCACAACACUGUGGAAUUUAGUUGAAGAAUCUCUGGAUUCGCAAUAAAAACAAACAAUUUUAUGGGUUUUUUUAUUUUUUUUUUUUUUUUUUUUGUCUUUGCAGUCUGUAAUUCUUAUAGCGUCCAAAUGAUCAAGAGAAAUGAAAACACAAUCCCGGAACACACGUGAACACGUUGCCUCUUUUGUGGAUGUUUUUGAAUCGAGUAAUCUGAUUUAUUUUUUAUUUUAUAUAUAUAUGAGAGUUAAAUAAAAAGAAAUGAGAAGUA
Molecule: messenger RNA, 1056 nt
Organism: Silurus meridionalis
Lineage: Eukaryota; Metazoa; Chordata; Actinopteri; Siluriformes; Siluridae
Gene: eif1axb
Product: eukaryotic translation initiation factor 1A X-linked b
Exons: 7
Coding region: 157-591 (144 amino acids)
Biological process (GO): translational initiation
Cellular component (GO): cytoplasm
Molecular function (GO): translation initiation factor activity; RNA binding
Source: RefSeq, a predicted model, not a curated record